This is a messenger RNA of Lactuca sativa (garden lettuce), 630 nucleotides long. Lineage: Eukaryota; Viridiplantae; Streptophyta; Magnoliopsida; Asterales; Asteraceae. The record is from RefSeq and is a predicted model, not a curated record.
AUGGCUUCGAAGUUCAGUGAAUACAUUCAACGAAAAGAUAAUUCGGUUGAAGUUAAUCUUUGUGACAAAAGUUUGAAGUUUUCAAAAUGGAAAAGGGGAUUAAUCGUUAUGCGUGACGAACAGUAUGAUUCCGAAUUGUACAUCGAUAGCGGUUGUAUUCGUCACAUGACUGGGAAGAAAGAAGAACUAAGAGAUUUUCGAUCUUUAAAAUAUGGUGGAAGAGUGAAGUUUGGAAACAAAGCUACUGGAGAGAUAAAAGGAUCUGGAAUCAUAACGAAUGUAGAAUUUUCAAUUCGGAAGGUAGCAUAUGUUGAAGGCUUGCAACACAAUCUAAUAAGUAUUUCGCAAUUGGUUGUUGGUACAGGUCUAAAGGUGUCUUUUGAUGAAGAAGGUUCCGAAAUCAUAGAGAAGAAAACAAAAGCGGUUCUUCUAAAGUCAAAAAGGAAAUACAAAUCCGAAGCAACUCAGAAGCUGAUAAAUUUUAGCAACCAGAUUGAGCUCCAAUUACGAAAGCAUGUUCGGAAAAUUCGUAGUGAAAACGGUUUGGAAUUCAAAAAUCAUACAGUUGAAGAACUUUUAACUGGCAAAGGGAUUUCUCACAACUUCUCGUCGCCUUACACUCCACAGUAG